This is a messenger RNA of Ooceraea biroi (clonal raider ant), 3334 nucleotides long. RefSeq names its product neuropeptides capa receptor. Gene Ontology annotation, cellular component: plasma membrane. The record is from RefSeq and is a predicted model, not a curated record. Gene Ontology annotation, biological process: neuropeptide signaling pathway. NCBI's taxonomy places the organism in Eukaryota, Metazoa, Arthropoda, Insecta, Hymenoptera, Formicidae. Gene Ontology annotation, molecular function: neuromedin U receptor activity.
CGUACACGACGUUCCGUCGCGGAUGACGGUUCAUUGAUUCAUCAUUUUCUCCCUCGCAUGGUGGAUGUCUAUCUAUUCCAGUAUAUCGGCUUGUCAACGCCGACUGACGCGCCAAAACAGCGAUCGGUCGGUCACCUUGUAUCCGUAACGACACGUGUCUCUCGCGAAAUUAUAAACGACCGCAACGCUUUCCCGAUCAGUCGACGAUAUUCGAUGUUACGCGAGAGUGCUAAAUUGUAAACAGUCUUUUAGCGUCUUUUAGCAUUCGGAAAGUUCUGUAAAUUUGCAGCAAUUGGGAGUGGAAUUCGAUUGCUGCGAUUGUUAGUCGAUUAUUGCGACGCUUCAUCGUCGCAGUCUCGAGUGCGUGAAACGUAAAGGAACAAAAAGUGAGAGAAGUUACUGAUUUGGCAUUUAUUUACGUUGAUAGUACGUCGUAGUUAUGUACGUUGGGGAUUAAUUCAAUAUUGAAUCGUACAUUACAAAUGACAAUAGAGUUUCUCGACGAUAUUUGAUGCAAGAGUGCUAAACAGUCUUUUAGCGUCGUUUAGCGUUCGGAAAUGUCCAUAAAUUCGCAGCAGUCGAGAAUUUAUGUACGUUGAUGAUUAAUUCAAGAUUAAAUCGUUACGUAAAUGUUGCAGCGGGAAACAGGAUAGGUCUCUCUAUUGAAUCUUCUCUCUAAUACAGCUAUAAUUAUAAUCGAGUUGAGCCAUAAUAUAAACGAGAUUAUAAUUAUAUCGUUCAUGAUACUCUGAUUGCGGCGAACGAGCGCGGGAUAAUUAUACUUUCACAAGGACGGGAACGUUUGUCUUGUCGGAAAAUAAGGAACGAACGUGCUCACUUUUAUCAGCGCCCCGUUCGAUUCGUUACUUCGAGAGGAUUACCCUCGAAGGAGCAAUACAAGCAUCCUGUCUGCAUCGGGCAUCCGGGAUGCAAUUACUUUCGCAGUCCAUCUCCGUAGUUGAUGGGCGAGCCAAAAAUUGAUGAGAGACCACCACAUUCCGCCCGGUUCAUCUAGCUAUCCCCUUCCGUUGACCCGAGAGGAUAAGAAAAAGAGGAUACAGCUCAGUCCCAUUGCGAGUGGCAUGAUCUAACAGUCCAUUAGCGACCCAUUAACGAUCCAUCAACGGAGGAGGGUUUAUCUGGCUGACAGAUUAUCCAGACAUUUCUCUGUUUGCACGCGCGAUAUCCGAGACCGAUAUCGGAGUAUCGAGUGCAUACGCGAAGGGAACACGCAUCACGUGUGUCGUCGUCAUCGGCAUUGUCAUCAACAUUGUCAUCGCGAUGAACUGGACGAGUUUUUGAUAUACUCGCACGCAGGGCGACUUUGUUGUCAUGAGUGCGGCGAGCGACAAUGGGACCUACGAGUUCUGGUGGGACUGGGACCUGGCCAACCUCACCGAGGCCGAGUAUCUGAACAAGGUGCUUGGGCUCAAGUACCUGCCGCUGAGCAUGGUGAUACCACUCACUAUCGCCUACGUGCUAAUCUUCGUAGCUGGCGUAUUCGGCAACGUAGCCACGUGCACCGUCAUCGUCCGCAAUGCGUCCAUGCAGACCGCCACCAACUACUACCUCUUCAGUCUGGCCAUAUCUGACCUCACUCUACUUAUACUCGGUCUUCCCAAUGAGCUGAGCGUGUUCUGGCAGCAAUAUCCGUGGGCUCUGGGUGUAGGACUUUGCAAGAUCCGUGCAUACGUGUCGGAGAUGUCAUCCUACGUGUCGGUUCUUACGAUAGUGGCGUUCUCCAUGGAGAGAUAUUUGGCCAUCUGUCAUCCGCUGCGCGUCUACUCGAUGAGCGGUCUGAAAAGACCGACUCGCUUCAUCCUGGCGGCCUGGUUGAUCGCGAUGGUCUCGGCGAUACCGUUUGCAAUUUAUACCAAGGUCAAUUUCGUCGAAUAUCCGCCAGGCUCGGGGAAUUAUUCGGCUGACUCGGCGAUUUGCGCGAUGCUUCUGCCCGACAUGCCAAAAUUUCCUCUUUACGAGCUCAGUUGCAUCGUAUUCUUUCUGAUACCGAUGCUCGUGAUCCUUGUGGUAUACACAAGAAUGGGCAUAAAAAUCAAAAGCGCUACCAAAGAAACACUGGGUCCGAUACAGGGCAAUGUUCAUGGCGAUUAUCGACAGGUUCAAUCCAGAAAGUCUGUCAUCAGGAUGCUAAGUGCGGUUGUCAUCAUGUUCUUCGUCUGCUGGGCCCCAUUUCACGCUCAACGUCUGCUUUACAUUUACGCCCAGGAGUCUGACUAUUACCCAGACUUAAAUGAAUGGCUGUACAUCUUGAGCGGCUGUCUAUAUUAUUUCAGCACUACUGUCAAUCCGAUUCUCUAUAAUUUGAUGAGCAUCAAAUAUCGUCAGGCAUUCAAACAAACGAUAUGCUGCAAAAUGAAGCCUACAAGCGGUACUUUGACGGAUUCCCAUCAGUGCAGAUGCGACUCCUCGAACGAAGCUCACAAUCGAAGUGUUAUGUGUUUCGUAAGGCUCACUAUCGUGCAAGCCAAAGAAAUAUCUUGUUUUACGCCUGACAGAGAAGAGAGUGCCAAGAAUAGUAGAAGGAAUAACGGGAAUGCGAGCAGUUUUCCUCGAAAUGCGUGUUUGUUACAAAAGGAAGAUUCAUCCUUGGAACCUCUCUUUGAACGAGGGCAUUUCCUUGCUCACCAGCAACCGAGCAAUGAAAGCACAACGUCCACGAGAAAGUCGGAGGAUACCGUUUCCAUAGCUAAAAGCAAUCUGUGAUCUAUUUCUAUUCGCUAUUUUAAGGCAAAUGUAACAUUGUAAAUCAUUUUAGAUAACUUAAACUGUCAAUUGUAAUCGUCUAAAGAUUUUACAUUAUACAAGAUGUAAAUAGCUAGAUGAUUUGAAUCGUCAAUUGUUAUAAAGAUCAAGCGAUAAGAAUUUUAUAUUAUUUAUUCCGGAAUAAACUUUUACAUAUUACACUCUCGACACUUUACGCAUUUGUGAAUUUAUACGAUAUUAAAAAACAAAGCGUUUGAAAGAUCGAAGAUAAAAUAUGAAAGAUAAAAUAUUUGUAUCAGAAUCUGAUGCGAUUAUUUUUAUGCAAAUAGUAACACACUUUAAUAAGUGUUUUAAUAAAAAUAGAUUUGCAGUUAUAAUUGCUCGUAUCAUCGUUUGAUAACAAUUGUCAUCAAAUUCUGAUUUGUUUUAAUAGCGAGAUUAUCAGUCCGUUUGCAAUCGACUGAUCUCCGAUAGGUGAUGCAUGUAAUCCGCGUAAAUAAAAUAUUAGUUAUAUCAGCGCGAGGCUUUUGCCGAAACCAUUCACAUCGAGUAUAAUGCUCGAUUAAUCUUUCUGUAAUAUAUUGCCACAACAAAAUGAUCGCAUACAUAA